GGGGGGCCGCUCCUUCCCCCGGCGGCCUUCGCAGUCGCUGCCCUGAGCCGGAGCGGAGCAGGCGGGAAGAGAUGGCGUCCCAGCCGCCGCCGCCCCCCAAACCCUGGGAGACCCGCCGGAUUCCCGGGGCCGGCCCCGGCCCCACUUUCCAAUCUGCUGAUUUGGGCCCUACUAUAUUGACAAGACCCGGACAACCCACACUCACCAGAGUGCCCCCACCUAUCCUUCCCAGGCCAUCCCAGCAGACGGGGGGCAACAGCGUAAACACUUUCAGGCCUGCUUACAGUUCGUUUUCUUCUGGAUACGGAGCCUAUGGGAAUUCAUUUUAUGGAAGCUAUAGCCCUUAUAGUUAUGGAUAUAAUGGUUUGGGCUUCAACCGCCUCCGCAUGGACGACCUCCCACCCAGUAGGUUUGUUCAGCAGGCCGAGGAAAGCAGCAGAGGUGCGUUUCAGUCCAUUGAGAGCAUCGUGCACGCCUUCGCCUCCGUCAGCAUGAUGAUGGACGCCACCUUCUCAGCCGUCUACAACAGCUUCCGGGCCGUGCUGGAUGUAGCCAAUCACUUCUCCCGCUUAAAAAUACACUUCACAAAGGUUUUCUCAGCCUUUGCGUUAGUUAGAACUAUAAGAUAUCUUUAUAGACGGUUACAGUGGAUGAUGGGCUUACGAAGAGGCUCUGAGAAUGAGGACCUAUGGGCAGAAAGUGAAGGAACUGUGGCCUGCCUCGGUGCUGAGGACCAAGCAGCUAACUCAGCAAAAUCUUGGCCAAUAUUCCUAUUCUUUGCUGUUAUCCUUGGUGGUCCUUAUCUCAUCUGGAAACUUCUGUCUACACACAGUGAUGAGGGGACAGAUAAUAUCAACUGGGCAAGUGGCGAGGACGACCAUGUAGUUGCUAGAGCAGAAUAUGAUUUUGCUGCUCUGUCUGAUGAAGAAAUUUCCUUCCGUGCUGGCGAUAUGUUAAAUUUAGCCCUCAAAGAACAACAGCCCAAAGUGCGUGGCUGGCUGCUCGCGAGUCUGGAUGGUCAAACAACAGGACUUAUACCUGCAAAUUAUGUCAAAAUUCUUGGUAAAAGAAGAGGCAGAAGGACGGUAGGGUCGAACGCGGUGCCCAAGCAGCAGCAGGCUUUUAGCAGCCCAGCAGUAACCAAGGGAGUCACUGCUGCCGAUGCUUUGGACGAACAGGAAGCUGCCUUUGAGUCUGUUUUUGUUGAAACGAAUAAAGUUCCGGGUGCACCUGAUUCUACAGGGAAAAAUGGAGACAAACAAGACCUUUGAUGUCGUUCAUGUUUGCGUGCAGGUGAACAGUACUCUAGAGUACUUUUUGAAAUUAUUUCUUCCAGAGAAAAUAAUUUGCAGUUAAAUGAAAGCAUUUGCUGGCGGCUCUCCCAGGCGUUUUGCUGCUAGCAGCUAAUUAGUCACACACUAGUGUGCUAGCUAGUGAUCUGGCGACACCUGACCAUUUGCUGGACCAUGAGGACUGUCGUCUCACCUAGCUUUUAAGAUUAUGGAAAUUGUUGUUGUUAGCUUCAUCUUAUCUAAACCCCUCAGCUUAUAGAACAAUAAAUUUGACAAACAGUAGGAUACACAAGUUGCCUCAGAAGGGAUUAUUAAUGCUCAAAAUGUUUUAAUUGUAUUGUCAGCUCAGAGGAAAAUACACAAGGACUGUUAACACAUGUGCAUGCUCUCACAUCCUUUCCAGUACGUGGCCAGUUACAGUUGCUCAUUACCUGAAUACAGCUGCUCCUUACUUUAUGCUUUCUUUAAUGGAAAAGGAACAAAUUACAGUUAAUAUUAUUUUUCCAGACAUUGUUUCUCUGUGUAGCCUUGGCUUCCUGGACUCGCUCUCUAGUCCAGGCUGGCCUCGAACUCAGAGAUCUGCCUGCCUCUGCCUCCUGAGUGCUGGGAUUAAAGGCGUGCACCACCAUGCCCGGCUUAAAUUUUUAUUUUUAAUAGAUUGUGAAAAUACUUUUACUGGAGAAUUAAAAAUAUUUUAAACUUGAUUUUUUUUUUUCAAGAUAAAUGUUAACUUGCAAAUCAGAGUUAACAGGGUCUGUUUGCCUCCCCCAGAACACUGUGUAUAU
Molecule: messenger RNA, 2077 nt
Organism: Acomys russatus (golden spiny mouse)
Lineage: Eukaryota; Metazoa; Chordata; Mammalia; Rodentia; Muridae
Gene: Pex13
Product: peroxisomal biogenesis factor 13
Exons: 4
Coding region: 72-1271 (399 amino acids)
Biological process (GO): protein import into peroxisome matrix, docking
Cellular component (GO): peroxisome; peroxisomal membrane; peroxisomal importomer complex
Molecular function (GO): protein binding
Source: RefSeq, a predicted model, not a curated record